This is a messenger RNA of Esox lucius (northern pike), 4119 nucleotides long. It is a transcript of the gene ca7, whose product is annotated as carbonic anhydrase VII. The record is from RefSeq and is a predicted model, not a curated record. NCBI's taxonomy places the organism in Eukaryota, Metazoa, Chordata, Actinopteri, Esociformes, Esocidae. Bases 1512 to 2201 code for a protein of 229 amino acids. Gene Ontology annotation, biological process: regulation of intracellular pH. The transcript has 7 exons. Gene Ontology annotation, cellular component: cytoplasm. Gene Ontology annotation, molecular function: zinc ion binding; carbonate dehydratase activity.
AGUAAUAGGAAUUCGAUUACUAAUGUGGAUGACAUGCCAUUGUUGUUUCACUGGUAUAGGGAAAACAAUUAUCCUUUAUAAAAAUAGGACAUUUAACCCUAAAUAUAAUUCAGCUAAGACGAUGUUGCCUAGAGGAAAGGAUUAAUGGUGUUCUUUUUUUCAGGUAAGGAUCCUCAUAAUUUACCAGUAGCUAGUCCCAAACGUUAAAUUGUCAAAAUACAUUUGUUACUCACCAAUAUAUGGAGCUGUGUAGAACAACUAUACAAUUACUGCCAAUUUGCAUGUUAUGUAACUACUUCCAAAAAAGGUCUAAAUAAAGAUAGUAGCAUUUAAUGAUUUUUCACUAAGUUCAGAGUGCAAUUCCAAUAAAGCCACCUAUUACUACUAAGCAUAUGUCAACUGAUCCAGCUGCAGUCGCCAGCAAUACAAUAUCUCGAAAGAUCAGUUAUAGUAGUGACGUUUUUAGGACCGUUUUCGGAAGUACACAUUUUGAGUUUAACAGUUGCUUUGCGCAACUCCAUAUUUUUGUGAGUAGCAAACGUAUUUUUAUUUUAAAACGUUUGCAGAGCUGGCUUAUGUUAAAUUAUAUUGGAGGAUCUUAAGCUCAGAACGCAUAAAAAUCCUCUAUUAUAAGCUCAUUACGGCAAGAGAAUGUUUUCAUUUCUUUCAGUAUUGGAGUUCUAUGAAAGUUGGAUUGGCCAUAUACACAUUAUAACGGAAGCUGUUGCUGGUUAAGUGAAAUGCUUGUGUUUCGAUUGAAUUGAACAGAGAAAAAAAUACACGAUUAAAGGCACAUCGAUCAUCCAAAUGGAAGUCUGUAAGUCUAUCGCAUACGAUUAAAGUUAGCGCAAAGAAAAUAAUAAAAUCUUGGCUGCAUCAGAAAAUAAUAAAGUUAUGUUACUGGAAAUAAAUGCCAAUGGCUUUUGUAAUAUUUGACUUGCGCAUGUAAAACAUGUUGCUCCCAAAUGAAUGUAUUUUAAAUGACAGCUUGGUUAGGUAACGGUCAUAAAUUAUGAGGUGCGGAUGUGUCAUGUAGCCUACAGUAACAUAAAAAGGCAGGGUAAUGAAAGGGGGUGUGGCAAGAAAGGAUAAUUCGGAUUCUCAUUCGUCGGAGCCUGGUCAUCCUUCCCCAACCUCCACUCCCAAACUUCAUUCACACGCCAGCGCUAGAGCUUCGGCACGCCAUUUAUCCCAUCUUUUUCUGCUGUCUGGGCUGUGAGUCGGAGUCAGUCAGCGUAGCUUUACCAAUAAGGUGAAUCUAGGGGAAUUCACGCAAUGACCGGACAUCCCUGGGGAUACGGAGAUGAGGACGGUAAGUAUAAGCCUUCCAACCUGGGAGAGCAUCUCUACACCGUAGAACGCACGCACCUCAGCGCUGACCUUGUGCGGAUACCCGGAGACGCUCGAACUGUAGCUCCCAAUGACAGACAGGUCCAGAAGCAUGGCACAAAGACUACCCAAUUGCCCAGGGCAAUCGUCAGUCUCCCAUAAACAUUGUUCCUGAAGAGACCAUGUACGAUGCCAGUCUGCCUCCUAUAUUUCUCUCCUACGAGCACUGCAACUCCAUCAACAUCUACAACAAUGGCCAUUCUGUGAUUGUGGAGUUUGAUGACACCGAUGAUAGAACAGUAAUCAGGGGAGGUCCCCUGGACAACGCCUACCGGCUGAAACAGUUCCACUUCCACUGGGGCGGGAAGGGCAGCCACGGCUCAGAGCAUACUGUCAGUGGGAAGACCUACGCUUCAGAGCUUCAUCUGGUGCACUGGAAUGCAGCCAAGUACAAGACAUUUGGGGAGGCAGCGGCAGGCCCGGAUGGUCUGGCUGUCAUUGCCAUCUUUUUAGAGUGUGUUUUUUCACAGAUAGGCGAUGAACACAGAGGAUUACACAAGAUAACAGAUGCUCUGUACAUGGUGAAGUUUAAGGGAAGUGUGGCCGAUUUCAAAGGUUUCAAUCCCAAGUGCCUCCUACCCAACAGCCUACUGUUCUGGACCUACCCAGGUUCGCUGACCACCCCGCCUCUUCACGAGAGUGUCACCUGGAUAGUACUAAAGGAGCCAAUCACAGUCUCAGAGAAACAGAUGGGGAAGUUCAGGAUGCUGCUCAUCAGCGGAGAGGAAGAAGAGGAAAGAACACGCAUGGAGAACAACUUCCGACCCCCUCAACCCUUGAAAGGCAGGAAGGUCCGAGCAUCGUUUGACUAGCUCUACUGUAAAUGACCUCCAGGUGCCAUAGCCUAUGUGUGGUCUAUCAUAUGCCACCUUGAAAAUCCUGGUGUGGAUUUUACUACCGAUGAUGAAUAGAAAUUAAGGGGAGGUAUGCAAGAAUAAUCACACAGCUCCCUCUACUGGUCAAAACCUUCAACAGCACUUUUUUAAAAGUCAGAUGCCGAUAGUACCGCAAGUUUGAAUAAUAAUGUACAGUGAAGUAGAUCUUCAAACUAGGGUUAUGGGAUUAUAUUAUGAUAUAGAUUUAAUUAUUUUCAGAAUAUUAUGACAAUUUUUUUAUUAAGAUACUACAGGGAUUGUCUGUGGUGGUUCAACUUGAACGUCCUGAAAUUCAUUGUAGUUGUGGAUGGCAGGAUUUCAGUGUCAAUAUUUUUUUUUACAUAAAGUAAUGAAUAGCAACAUCAUCAUGAAGUGAAAGACAUCACUCACAUGGUCUUCUAGACUUUACCUCUUCAGAAUAUAUUUACUUGUUACUAGACAAAAUGUUUAUCUGCACUUCUGUAUCUUCUCAAACACAAGUCAAGGUGGCCUCAAAGGUGUGGUGAAAAGCAUUUCGGUCAAAGUACAGCCCCCCUUCACAUACAGUUCUCCAUCUACCCCGGGGAUAUUUGUUAUUUAAGAUGCUAUAGUUUCUAUGCAAGGUGCUAUAUGUUGCCCAAGGGUUAAGCCACACUUUAUCUACCACUGGUAAAAGGACACCCGUGUACUUUGCUCUUUGAACCCUGACGGCCUCUUGAUGAAGCUGAUCCAUGUUUAUCGUUAUAGCUGAGCUAUCGCAGCUUAAUCCACUUUAUCCUUCAACUUCCAACCAUCACAACUGUCGGAGGAAAUGGAUAAGUGAGCGGCUGCCAAAUUUCAUCUGCUCAACUGCCAUCUUGCUCCCUGCUUGAACAACCCUGUGAUUGAUGGAACGGUGCUAGGGAGCUAUCUCAACUGUACAUCAAGAUGCCAAGCGGUACAUUUGAAGUUUACCGAGCGUACUCUUAAACCGGACUAAGGACGAAUGUUUAAGACUUGUCAGUGUCCUACUCGCUUUAAGUAAUUGUUCGACUGUCUCUCUAUGCACGCAACCCUCUCACACAGGAAGAGCGGGGUCGAGCUAGCGAGAAUAACAUUGCCCCACUAAAGUUUGUGAAAAAAUAAAUGCGAAACGAAUGUUCUGUCAAAGCGAAAAAACACAAAAUUGGGGAACCCCAAUCAAUUGUGGUAUCAGCUAUGUGAUAAAUGUCAGUUGUAGGUUUUAAAGUGAUUACUUUGUGUCCUUGCGUGUUUCUAUUUUCUCCUACGCUACAGAGCAGCCUUCCCAUUCAGCCUAUUCCUGCUGUACAGUAUGUUCUUCCAGGUAGGGGAUGUCUCUACUGCUUUUAGCAUCAUGGAAAAGCUGUACGGUAUGUUCUUCUUGGUAGGGGAUGUCUCUAGUGCUGUUACCAUCAUGGAAGAUCUCAGUGUGUGACAUUCAUCAUGAAUACAUUCUCACUGCAGCGGCAGUUGUAAGAGGAAUGGCUCAUCUGUCCACUGUGUCUGUCCUAAUGGAAGGCUUAUGUGAAUUUGAUUUAUGUUAGAUUUUACUUAGCUAAUCCUAUGCCAUACAGAGAGAUGAGCUCAUUGGCAGUGGGGUACUCCCUCUGUCCAGUCAUAUCAAUGGGAAUGAGACUAGCACCUGAGUUAUGUUUGGCUUUCUGUUUGAGACAAAAUAGAGUUUAAAAUCUAUGAGAAGCACUAUUUCUGAAAUAUUUACUGGUUGAAUCAUUUUGCAUGUUGUAUGACUAUUAAAUGGACUGUAACUGCUUGUUUGUAAAUUGUAGAUCUUAUAUAGGAUAUUGGAUUUAUUCAGUACUGUUUCAGAAAUAAAAUGUACACAUAUGUAUAUUAAAACGUUGUAUUUUAGUUAAAA